Messenger RNA from Xylaria bambusicola, 2308 nucleotides. RefSeq lists its product as uncharacterized. The record is from RefSeq and is a predicted model, not a curated record. The transcript is spliced from 7 exons. Gene Ontology annotation, biological process: karyogamy involved in conjugation with cellular fusion; nuclear membrane fusion involved in karyogamy. Lineage: Eukaryota; Fungi; Ascomycota; Sordariomycetes; Xylariales; Xylariaceae. Gene Ontology annotation, cellular component: endoplasmic reticulum membrane. Bases 542 to 2041 code for a protein of 499 amino acids.
GUUCAUUCUACGCUCCUGCUUUUUUCUCUACGAAGCAAUCGCGCAAGAAUGCAGGCGCAGGAUUUUUAGUGGGAGAAUUCCUCGCAGCUUCCUAUCUACCGGGACAGCUAGUGACCUACCUAUGCCCUCAAGUAAUCACGUAGACAAAUUAAGAUACGGCCUCAUAUGCCUUUGUUACUUGCCGUAGGUACCUUACCUACAGUACCAGGUUCCAUUCACAUCUUCAUUACCUGAGGUGCCUACGUGAAGCUCUAGCCAGGAACAUAUACAAGAUCAAACAUUAUUUGCGUUACGUCACCCAUCUUCUGCACCUUCUGAGAACCUUCACUGUUUCCAUGGGCCUUGGACUCACGCCGUCUUCCCAGGUGGUGUUAGGCAAGGUACAACGAAGCUUUGGUCUCGAUCAACAACCUCCCCUCAUCAACGGCCAUUAGCUUCAGAAACGUUGACCAUACUCUUAAUUCGAGAUUAUUAUAAUUUAUUCUAUUUUGCACUUCCUCAUUCACUCGAUAUGCCCUCGGUUUGAUGCUUAAUUUCUAAAAUGGGUCAUCAUACCACUUGCUUAGCCUGCAUUCAGGCCUUGCUAGUAUCCUUCCUCAUUCACAGCAACACCGCAAUGGCGCUUUCAUGGCGAGGAGGGGGAGGUACGCAGCCAGCUAAGGACCCAGUUCCGAUCCUCGAGCCAAGCUCAGCACGACAGCUUCUUCAGUUCAAUACACAACCUUCAACAUCGUACGAGUUAGCGCUGAACGAACUAAAGGAACUCGAAUUUGAACCCUUAUGUCACCGGAUUGCAGCCCGUUUACUUGUGAAUAACUGCCAAGUCCUUGAAGGCAAAGACGAAGCCACCGUCCUAACCGACAGCGGCCGUAAAAUCAGGGACUUUGUUGACUCUUACGCUGCGAGCUUGGCAAUCUGUGAUCUGGAAAGAGGAAGAUUUGAAAUUCCGGGAGAGUGCGCAAAAUUUCAGGAGACAACUUUGAGUCAGUUACAAAUACGCAAUGUCGCACACCUACACGUAACAUCUGGCGAAAUUGAUGCGUGCCUCUCCGGUCUUGGCACCUCGGAUUCUGCGUGGAAUACUUGGGUAAGCUAUCGGCACAAAGCAUUAAGGUUCUGCGAAGCGGCAAGAGCCGAUAAUGAAAAAGCUCAAAAUAUCGUUCUGUUCCAACGCCUAACGAGGAUCAUGAGCAAACUAUCGGAUGACGUCGAUGUGAAGAUUGAGCAACGAAUGAACGAUAUUGAUAUGCGCGCACAGGUGGUUGGGGAGCGGGUUGAAAGUUUAUCUCCGCUUCUCCUAAAAUUACAACAGGAUCUCGAGUAUGUUGACCAUCAACUCUCCUACCAUCUGCUGCAGGAGAUCAAGAAAUCUCGAGAACAAGUAAACUCUGGGAUAGCAAGUGCAGCACAUCUAGAUAGAUUGUUGCAGGAAUUGUUGAAAGGAGUUGCCACCAGGGAUGCAGAAGCAGCAGCAAUUCAUGGCCAAUCCCUUCAGCUGAUGAACCAACGAGCAACAUCAGAGAUACAGAUUAUGACCGACGCUAUGGCGGCAGCUGUAGGAGCAACAAUAGCGCUUCAGGGUCAGAUAGAGGCCUCUCGUGUCCAAGCUGCUGAGUUGGAAUCUAGACAGGAUAGCUUGGAGCAGGGUAUGCAACGACUGAUCGACAUCUCGGAUACCUUAGCAAGCAAGUACGAUGUCCACACAAAUCUCCUAGAACAAGCUCAAAACGCCACGAACGAGAUACUUGACAUAUUAGAAGACACAGCAGCAUCAGCGACCGCUAUGGGCGAUAUAUUCUUAGGAACCUACUCACUGAAAUCAUGGUGGCCACAUAUCUGGUGCCCGGCGGUUUCAUUGGUUGUCGGUUCGUACGGUCUGCCUCCAUCUAUGCUGAGAAAUAUAGGAUUGCUUGCUCUAGGCGAAACAAUGGGUUUAAUCAUGUCUUACUCUACUUCCUUCUCUUUCGGUUUCAUUCCGAAGCCUGCAGAGUAUCUCGCGCAAUCAUUUACGAGACCCUUCCAAACCAAUGCUACGAACUAAGACAAAAUGAAGGCGACAUCUGAAUUAGACUUACCUGCUUCCUUUUUAACACCAUAGACAUGUACAAUACUGGGAAUAUAGGGCGCAACGGUAGCAUCGCAUGGGACAAUUCGGGGAAUUUACUAUUAUGAUCGGUGGAUGGAGGACAUUUUACGAGAAUAGAGCAUCUCACGAGGUCACGAAAUACCCCUGGAAGUAGUUUUAACGGAAGUCUACUAUCUAAUACGACUUCAAUAUAUUGCAUUCACCGCGUAUUUAACCUCAUCU